CCAGGCCGAACGUGUCCCUAGGGGCUCCAGUAACUGACCCUGAGCUCCAAGGAGAAAUUUCUCAGCUCCCCACUUCUGCUUUUGAAGGCCAUAAAACAGCAAGGGCAAAGUGGCAGACGGCACAACUCUGUAAGGACAGCAGGCCGCUCCGGACUCGUCUCCACUGUCAGCUUUCUCCAGCAGCCAUGGCAGCAGUGCCUGAAUUCGGUCAGUGGGGAGACAGACCAAUAACUGGCAACAACAAUGACCUGUUCUUUCAAGCUGAUGGCCCCAAACAGACCAAGUGUUCCUUCCAAGACCUGAACCUCAGCUCUCUGGGCGACGGGGCCAUCCAGCUGCAAGUCUCCCAGCAGCUACACCACUCGAGCUUGAGGAAGGUCGUGUCGGUCAUGAUAGCCAUGGAGAAGCUGAGGAACGUGCCCAUUGUCUUCUCCCAGAGCCUCCAGGAUGACGACUUGAGGAGCCUCUUUUUCCUCAUCUUUGAAGAAGAACCUGUCAGCUGCAUGUGGGAUGACAGUUACGAGUGUGAUGCGCUGCAGUCGCUGAAGUGCAGGCUCCAGGACAUAAACCAGAAAUCGCUGGUGCUGUCUGAGCCGCACGAGCUUCAGGCUGUUCACCUCAACACACAGGAUAUGAACCAGCAAGCGGUGUUCUGCAUGAGCUUUCUGCCAGGAGAAAAACAUGACAAGACACCCGUAUGCUUGGGCAUCAAGGAAAAGAACCUGUACCUGUCUUGUGUGAUGAAGGGUGAGAAGCCCACCCUGCAGCUGGAGACAAUAGACCCCAAAGGUUUGUCGAAGAAGAUAGAAAUGCGGUUUGUCUUCAACAAGACGCACAACAAGAGCACGGUGGAAUUUGAGUCAGCCCUGUACCCCAACUGGUACAUUAGCACCUUUCAAGAGGGACAGAGACCCAUCUUCCUAGGGAAUCAAAAAGGCGGUCAGGAUAUAACUGACUUCAACCUGGAAGUCCUCUCUAACUAGAGACCUGGACCCGGAGCGCCCACAUGCUAAGUAACCUGAGGGCUGCAGAAGGAGCAAAAGGGUUUGCACGCGGUGCCGGCCUGGUUAAUGCCCAGCUGCCUUCCCUCCACUGAAGCUCAGGACCCCACCAGCAGGAGGGGCGGCCCAUCCUCCAGGGCCGGUCCUCAGAGCCUGGCCGAGCCGGUGCCUCUCACCUGCCACACACGAGGCCGGCCUAGCAGGAGCCACCACACAUUCAGCCCAAAGAAACCCUGUGUCCUCUGCACCCAGCACCUGAUGAGUAAGCACUUAACUCUCUAUUUAUUUAUUUAUUGGUGGGUUCCUCUACUUAAUUUAGAAGCAGCAGUACCUGUGAAAGAAAGAGCCCUGUCUUCAACACCUAAGGAACCAAUUUAAUUUGGACAAGUGUGCUGGCUUUAUAUGAAGUCCUUUCACCAGGCUGUAAACAAAAAAGCUCAGAUUAUUUUAACAGGAAUAUUUGUGAAUGAGGAAAUAUGAUCACACUGCUUGAAUGAUUUUGAAAUAAAUUUCACUGAAAACAA
Messenger RNA from Rhinolophus ferrumequinum (greater horseshoe bat), 1525 nucleotides. RefSeq names its product interleukin 1 beta (gene IL1B). Gene Ontology annotation, molecular function: interleukin-1 receptor binding; cytokine activity. Gene Ontology annotation, biological process: cellular response to lipopolysaccharide; immune response; cytokine-mediated signaling pathway. NCBI's taxonomy places the organism in Eukaryota, Metazoa, Chordata, Mammalia, Chiroptera, Rhinolophidae. The transcript has 8 exons. Bases 186 to 983 code for a protein of 265 amino acids. The record is from RefSeq and is a predicted model, not a curated record.